Messenger RNA from Ylistrum balloti, 3075 nucleotides. RefSeq names its product GPI inositol-deacylase-like. The record is from RefSeq and is a predicted model, not a curated record. NCBI's taxonomy places the organism in Eukaryota, Metazoa, Mollusca, Bivalvia, Pectinida, Pectinidae. Bases 1 to 2751 code for a protein of 916 amino acids. Gene Ontology annotation, molecular function: phosphatidylinositol deacylase activity. Gene Ontology annotation, cellular component: endoplasmic reticulum. The transcript is spliced from 27 exons. Gene Ontology annotation, biological process: GPI anchor metabolic process; endoplasmic reticulum to Golgi vesicle-mediated transport.
AUGGCGGUAGUUAGCGCUGGGUUUGCGGUACUGUGUGUCGGUAUUCUUGUUUAUGGAGUUCUGGACAUUUUGACAAAUUUUGAAGAAAACAAAUGUGAAAUGACGUUCAUGUUUGAAAUGCCAGAAUAUGUGAACAUUCCCUUUGGAGAUGAGGUGAAGAAAACCUAUCCCAGAUAUGGGCUGUAUGUGUAUGGGGAAGGGGAUUAUGCCAGAUAUGUAAGUGACAUGAAUCUUCAGGGAGUACCUGUCCUCUUCAUUCCUGGCAAUGCUGGUAGUCACAAACAAGCCCGAUCCCUAGCAUCAGUGGCAUUAAGACGUGUUGAGGAAAAAAAACCUAACUUCCAUUUCAAUUACUUCACAGUGGAUUUAAAUGAGGAGAUGAUGGGUCUGUAUGGUGGGACAUUACAGGACCAGACCGAAUUUGUUCACUUGUGCAUGACAAAGAUCUUGACACUGUAUGGAGAAGCUCCCAGUCCCCCCUCAUCAGUAAUACUAGUCGGACACUCUAUGGGCGGAAAUAUUGCACGAGCAUUAUUCACACUUCCAGAUUUUGACCCCAGUCUAGUGUCUGUUAUCAUCACACAGGCAACCCCUCACCAAGGUCCUGUUAUUCCCUUUGACAUGAAACUCUCCACAUUCAUGACAACAGUGAACAAUUACUGGGUAGAUCACAGUAACAGCAGCUUAAGUCAUGUGACCAUUGUGUCAACUGGCGGGGGUCACCGGGAUGUCCUUGUCAGGAACAGCUUUACCUCCCUUAAAGGGAUAGUUGAUGAGUCCAAUGGAGUAUACACAUCAACCAUGUCUGUCCCUAAUGCUUGGGUGUCCACCGACCACCUGUGUGCUGUGUGGUGUCGACAGAUGGUGCUAGCAACUACACGGGCCUUGUUUGACAUCAUCGACCCCAAAACGUCUCAGGUUAGCACUGACAAAACCUUGAGGAUGAAUGUAUUCCGACAUCACUUCCUGUCCCAUUCUGGAACCUUGCAGUACACUAAACAAUUUCAAAGGGAAAUAACUCUUAACUCCGCCAUAAAGUGGGUUGAGAAGACAGAGAAAUUGUGGGAGUUUGCGAGGGCUAAGGUGCAUAAGACACAUUAUAUAGCUGUACCUAUCCGUAGAGAUGGUGUUGACUCCCUGGUUGCCAUCAGUGAUGUGUUAACUAAAGACUGGAUCUGUGCUUGUAAGCUGAAGGAAGGAGAAAAACAAUGCAAAAAGUGUACCAACCUUUCUGACAGAGGACAGCUUGUACCACCAAGUAAUUCAGGGAGAAAGGUUGUCCAUCUGGCAUUAUCAGAACUGGCAGAUAUGACACAUGUCAUCUUAAUUGUUCCGGAAUCUUUUGACAAGGUUGAGGUGAUGGUUGACCUGUACAAUCAGGGCGAGCGCCAUCUUGCCUACCGUAUGCCUGGGUUUAUAGACAUCAUGAUGACCUAUCCUGAAAGUAUCACUAAAAGUGCCAGCACAUUGACCCUGUAUAAUGACACCUUGUUCUACAGCCUGACACUGCAAGGCAUUGACACCUUACUGAAGGCCUACCGAGUCUAUCUGCGACCAAAGAACUGUAUCAAACAGAGCAGUCCUGAAUUGCACACUGGUAGUAUGAUGAUGUUUCACGUCCCUUGGAGUAAUGAGGACACAUAUUCCUUUAACAGAAAUGACCAGGUUGGUAGCUUAGCCUUGAAACUACAGAGUGGUAUGCCUAUGAAUGAGAAUGAUGGUGACCUAGAGCUGCGCGUCUACAUUGAUCCUUCCUGUACCUACCAACUGGACUUUGUAGCUGCUCCCUCCGACAUGCUGGGACAGCUGGUAAGAUUCUAUGGCCCUCUCCUUCCUGCAUACAUGGUAGCUGUAUUACUACUGGGCCUGAUACAACAGCUCUUCAUCAUCACAAGGGAUGGUAGUUGUCCAAGUAUUCUGGACGCCAUUGCAGCCAAUGCCCAGCCAUUCAAACUGAUCCCAGUAGUGAUGUUGUGUCUGGGACUUCUUCAGCACCCAAGUAUACAAGAAGCCAGUCGAGUGGUCAGACUACCAGAGUUGGACAUUCUGUUUCUCAAUAACCAGGGAAUAAACCUACGUUUCCUGCCGAUAUUGCUGUUCUUCAUUUCUGUUGGCCUAGUUAAUUUCCAGUGCUUUGUCAUCACAAAGGUGUUAGCUGUUGUUAGCACUGUGGCAGGUGUUCUCUUUACCAGAUUAUUGGGAAAUAUGGAGUCUUUAUGGAGAAAUGUGGAGAUAUUCCUGGUGGGCUUUGCUAUAGUAAAUUCAGCCGUCAUCUGUAGUUCUCUUGGAAUCCUUAUAAUUUAUUUUGUUAUUUUUAUUAAACUACUGACAUUAAAAUACCAGUCUCGAGGGUCAGUUGGGGAAUUGAGCAGAUUCCACUUCUACUUCUCUGUAUACCUGUUGUGGCUUUGGAUUCUUGUCAUUAGUGUACCGGUCUUAAUCACCUGGGCCAAAAAUACCAAAUAUUCCGUACUACUCUAUGGUGAUCCUAACCUUGUUCCAGCCACAUUGGGGGUUAUAGCAGUAGGAACAAUAAUACUUCUAGACAACCCUCUCCCUCAAAGAAUAAACUACAGAAUGUGGUACUUCCUUAUCUAUGGUGGAGCUGUGGUAAUGCUGUUGUAUGGCACUGUGUCAUUAUUCCGUGUUCCCUACAUCAUUGUGUUUACACUGUCUCUCAUAGCCAUCUGUCAGGCCAUGUGUAGGAUAAACCCACCCAAACAAACCAGUCCCAACGACAUCAACCAAUAAACAGCCAGCUUACAAACACUGUGUGGUCACAAAAAGCCAACCACAGAAAAUAUUGUUUCAUAUUAAGUACAAUAAUUUACCAUACUUUGUUGUUUAAAUCAGGUCAUGACUCCCUGAAAACCACAGUAUAGCAAUGUGUUGAAGGAUUUUCAUAUGACAAAAAAAAUUUUGAAUAAAGAUCAAAUAACUAUUUGAAAUAUAGAUAUGACACUUUGAUAUACACAUACAUGACAUUCAAUGCUUUGUUCAAGCAAAAUUUUUAUGAAUUUGCCUUUAAUAUUUCUAUUUUAAAUUCCAGUUAUAUUUUGUAGAGAUGAAGUUUCA